GGGUUGAAAAUUGUGAAAACAGGCAGCUGCACUUGCCUUUUCUAAUACACAGCUGCGUUGUGUGCUGCCACACCUUGUUCCAGCUCGGCAGUCGCAUCGAAGAACUCUAGGAUCAGCCGUGUCCGGAAAGACGUCCCCGUGCCAUGGAUUGCGCGACGUGAUCUCACGGCCGCAAGUCUUUGCACAAGGCGCCGCACCUUGCAUCUCACGAAUGCUAGCAGCGAUGCACUGUUAACCCGAAACGUCCCUGUGUCAAAUGGGAGACAGCUUGCCUCCAAAGAAACUUUGGCUGGCACGUAAUCCCGUCACAUCGACACAGCGCCCCCCACAGAGUUCUAGUAACCCUGACGUGCGAGACCGUGAAAGUAUCCACGGUCCUGAGGCAGCCACUUCAAAGCCCAGUGACGCACCAUCCACACAGCAGAUACGUGACCUUAGGGCGACAGACAGUGACGUAACGCUUCCUCCUUCAUCCAGUGAACAGAGCCUCGAUUCAUUGCAGACAGGUUGUUUCGAAGCCAUGCGCAACGCUCUUCGCUGCAGCGUAAUCAAUCUUGUUGCUCCGAGACGCAGAAGACGGAGAGCGUCACGCAAACCAAGCUCAAAACCCAAAAACGAAUCAGUGACGGGUCUUGGACAGGAGUCGACACGACGCGGUAGUGACGACAAACCCAAUCGAGGUACUCGCAGAAGACCGUUCGACCCUGAGGCUUCGGGAGAUUCUGAGAGCGGCUGUAGCCCAAGAAAGCGUGCUUUGUCAGCCGCACCAGAAGCGCAACGCGACAAGGGGAAAAGGGCGCUGCAGUGGGCUGAUUUGGAAGAGCCUACGAUGUCAGGCUUUGCUGACGUUUCUGGAGAGAAGGCCCCGGACACGUGGAUGGCCUCAGAACGUGAUGUGCCAUCAGAAGAUACGGUCGGAUACCCGGGUAACGUUUUCAAAAAAGCUGGGGAAUCUUCGUUCUCAGGUUUAUUGCCAGAAGCAUUGAAGCGGCCGGAAUCAUAUAAACCGCCGGAACCAGUGAAAGCGUCUUUGGCGUUCACGAGUCCUCCCGUCUUCGACGUAGACAAGAUGUUGAUGCCACCUCCGCCCGUGCCAUGGCUAAAAAUCGCGCGUCAAAAAAUUCGCCAACUCACUUCCGAUUCAACAUCGCAUAUGCCUUCGUCGUCGUUUUUCAGCGCAUAUCACUUCCACAGCACUUUCAAGAAACCAAGCCAAAGUGUCACAUCCUCACAGUCAUCUCCUUCCGAAGACGCAACUCCCAAAGUCACACGGCCAAGGACACUUAGCUUGUGUGAUCCGCAACAGGAACAAGGCAUGCCAGUCCAAGCACGCCGUCGGUCAUAUAGUUGGUGUAGCGAAGGUCAAUAUCUGCGCCCAAACAUGUUGGGUGAAACACGCAAAGAAUUUGAUCCUUCAAGUGCGGAGAGUGGUGUAUGCAGGGAACAGCAUCCAAGAUCCUUUGGCGCCCACCGUACGCAACAGUUCGGUCCCACUUCGCAUGCGCCGACAAGUCUAUCUGCCGGCGACGUUACCCGUAGCGAGUACCGGGAACGUAGGCACGACUUUCCGGACAUCAGCAAACUUUCGCUAGAAGCACAGCGAGAGACCGGCUGCUUUCCGGAACGUCAGUAUCACGACCGCGUUCCUGUCCAUGUGCGUAAAGAUGGCGUCAGCUUUCCAAUGCGUCUUAGGCACCAAUCUCUUCCGAAUAUCGUAAGUUCUCCAAACGUAGUGGUCAGUCAAGAUGGCGUUCAUAGCGAGUUCACUAGAAGUGUUGCUCCUCGAGAGCUUACUUCGGAAGUUCGGCAAGGGUCAGGUUGGAAGAGUGUCGCUCUUCUAGAGCAGGAUGGCUCGAGUCGAGAGAGUGCAAUCAAUCUAGAUGAUAUCAACGUUCCGGCAGCUUUUGAGACUCAAGAUAGGCGGCUUCCAAGACCCCCUGUAGGAAUACAUCCCCCGGAGACGUGGUCGCUACAUCACGAUACUGCGGCAAACCUCGCAGAGCUAGUGAUGCUACCAGCUGCGUCCGUGGCACCCAUGUGGGUUCCUACUAGAACGGCGUCUUCGGUGACUGCUACAGACUAUCCCUUGACCCCACAGACUCCAGCUGAUGCAAACGCCAUGGACAUAUCGGCGACCAUCGAGACGCAAGAGCAUGGUCCCGCUGCUCCCUUUACAGGCACAGCGAUGCCAACAGCUGAGCCAGGGGAAACAGCAACAGUUCCCACGAAAACUGCUUCACCGACAAAGACCACCGACUUCGCAACCACGACGCACACUUUCUUAUCUUGGUGA
Messenger RNA from Rhipicephalus microplus (southern cattle tick), 2293 nucleotides. RefSeq lists its product as uncharacterized. Lineage: Eukaryota; Metazoa; Arthropoda; Arachnida; Ixodida; Ixodidae. The record is from RefSeq and is a predicted model, not a curated record.